Molecule: messenger RNA, 1799 nt
Organism: Bactrocera tryoni
Lineage: Eukaryota; Metazoa; Arthropoda; Insecta; Diptera; Tephritidae
Gene: Adck5
Exons: 7
Coding region: 96-1781 (561 amino acids)
Source: RefSeq, a predicted model, not a curated record
UAUAACAAUCAGCUGUUAACAGAAGUUGAGGAAUAAAACAAAACAAAAAUAGCUAAGUAAGCACAAAUCGCCGCCAAUUCAUGUGAUUAAGGAAAAUGAAUAAAAUUUUCGGAACUACCUGGAAAGGAAUAACUCCAGCCAGCAAAUAUAUAAAAGUUACACACCUUCGCCAUUCCUCUUUACAUCGUAAUUUUUCUAAGAUAUCUACAAAACCUCUUCAUAGGCAACAUUACUUGGGCAUUAGUUUAUUAGGAGUUAUAACUGGUUUUAUUACCUAUGAUGGAAUUGUUAAUGAAUUCAUUUACUGUGGAGCUACAAUACGCUUCCUACGCUCUCUUAAGACAGCUUCUUUAAUUGCAAUGGAUUAUUAUAUGCUCCCAAAAAAUGGAAAUUGUUCUGACUAUGAUUUCCUUCUUAAACAAGUACAUUUGAAAAGCGCUAAACGUUUACUUGAGACGUGCUUAUUAAAUGGAGGUCUAUACAUUAAAAUGGGUCAAGGGGUUGCUGCUAUUAAUCAUAUAUUACCAAAAGAGUAUACGAAUACAUUGGAGAAAUUACAAGAUAAAUGUUUACCUACAACAAAAACGGAUAUACAACGUGUUUUUUAUGAAGAUUUCGGUUCGACGCCUGAAGAAAUUUACUCUGAUUUUGAUUACACUCCAAUUGCUGCAGCGAGUCUGGCACAAGUUUUCAAAGCUAAAUUAAAAACUGGUGAAGAUGUCGCAGUAAAGGUGCAAUAUGGUGACUUGCAGAAACGAUUUACCAGUGACUUGGGAACAAUUAUGUUUCUGCAGGAUGUCAUAGAAAUAUUUUUUAAAAAUUACAAUUUCGGUUGGAUAUUACGCGACUUACGGAAAAACUUAACAUUAGAACUAAAUUUUGAGAAUGAAGGCCAAAACGCUGAACGUUGCGCUAAAGAUCUGAAGAUAUUUGAAUAUGUGCAUGUUCCACAUAUUUACUGGACUUACACAAAACCGCGUAUCCUUACGAUGGAAUGGGUUAAUGGAUUCAAAGUGAACGACGUUGAACGCAUACAAUGCGAAAAUCUUGAUCUAAAAGAUGUAGACUUAAAACUUUUCAACAUGUUUGCGGAGCAAAUAUUCCACACAGGUUUUGUUCAUGCCGACCCGCAUCCGGGAAACGUAUAUGUACGAAAAAAUCCUAAAACAGGAAAAGCCGAUUUAGUUCUUCUAGAUCAUGGAUUAUACGAAUACUUACCCGAAUCAGUACGCAAGCCUCUUUGUGAGUUUUGGGAAGCAACGGUAUUAAGAGAUGAACAAAAAAUGAAAUUAGCCGCACGACAAAUAGGCAUAAAAGAUCAUAUGAAAUUUGCGGAAGUGCUUUUUCAGCAACCCAUUCGUAUACACGGUGGACGUAUUAAGACGAAAUUGAGCGAAAGUGACAUCGAAUAUAUUCAACAGGUUGCUAAGAAAAAUUUUGAGCUAAUCAUGGGCACACUUAAAGAAAUGCCCAGAAAUAUGCUUUUUGUAGUGCGAAAUUUAAAUACCAUACGGGCCAUUAGUCGACAGCAUGGUGAUGUAGUGGAUAGACCACGUACGAUGGCUCGGUAUGCACAACAUUGCAUUUACGUCAAAUACAGUUCAAUUCGAAGCUACUUAUUCUGGUUUUACAGACGUUUAAUUUUCGAAUAUAACUUGUGGGCCUCGUCAUUUCGGAUAUCGUGCUAUGAUUUAUAUAUAAAUAUUUUGUUUAAACUUAAUCGAGCACCAAGUUCCGCACGGACGCUACUAGAUGAUAUAAAAAAACAUAAUAUUUUAUGAUUUUUUUUUUUAAACGUA